Molecule: messenger RNA, 995 nt
Organism: Leptopilina boulardi
Lineage: Eukaryota; Metazoa; Arthropoda; Insecta; Hymenoptera; Figitidae
Product: mitochondrial import inner membrane translocase subunit Tim17-B-like
Exons: 2
Coding region: 226-717 (163 amino acids)
Biological process (GO): protein import into mitochondrial matrix
Cellular component (GO): mitochondrial inner membrane; TIM23 mitochondrial import inner membrane translocase complex
Molecular function (GO): transmembrane protein transporter activity
Source: RefSeq, a predicted model, not a curated record
UGAGUUUGGUGGUUUUACAACGAAGCUGUGCAAAGUACUUGCCUCCGGCGUGUUAUUUUCUCCAUAAAAUAAAGUGAAAUUUGUUAUUUUAUUGUAAGUUACAUAGAGAAAUAUCAUUAUCGCAUCAAUUUUAAGUUAAAUGUCAACUGUAUUUAUCAUCUAAAACUGUGUGUCGGUGGGUGUUAGUGAAUUACGUAAAUUUUCACUAAAAAAAAAAAAAAAAAAAUGGAAGAAUAUACGAGGGAACCAUGUCCUUGGCGAAUAGUUGACGAUUGUGGAGGAGCAUUUACAAUGGGUGCACUUGGUGGUGCUGUUUUUCAUUCAAUAAAAGGAUUUAGAAAUGCACCAAGUGGAUUGAGUAAACGAUUUAUGGGAAGUCUUAUAACAGUUCAACAACGUGCUCCAAUAUUAGCUGGAAGUUUUGCAAUGUGGGGUGGUACAUUUUCAACAAUUGAUUGUACUUUAGUUCACUUUAGGCGGAAGGAAGAUCCAUGGAAUUCAAUAAUUAGCGGUGCAGCGACAGGUGCAAUUUUAGCAGCAAGAAAUGGUGUCGCAGCAAUGACUGGAAGUGCAAUUGUUGGCGGUGUAUUGCUUGCUGUUAUUGAAGGAAUAGGUAUAUUUUAUACGAGAAUAAUGGCCGAUCAAUUUAAACAAACAUCAAUUAUCGAUGAUCCUUCACUUCAAUUUGACAAUUCACAACAAAGAAAUCCGUCAUAAAAUUAAAGAAAAAAAAAAAUUUGUAAAAUAGUUUUUUUUUCUUUUCUUUUUUUUUUUGUUUUAAACAUUAGGGUUUAAAGAUUCAAGUUUGCAUAUUUCAUUUCUGUAAAAUACAAUAAAUCAUAUAGUUAAUAGAGAGAUGUGGACUAUGUGCUUCAAUCAAGCAAUUAAGAAUGUUUGUUGAAUUUUUACUUUAUAGAGACUUUUUUUUCUGUUUAAUGUCAUAUAAUGGUCCCUGCGAAAAAAGAUUAUAUUAAAAAAAUAGAUUUUAAAUCUGA